Messenger RNA from Coccidioides immitis RS, 3295 nucleotides. Its product is annotated as riboflavin-specific deaminase domain-containing protein. NCBI's taxonomy places the organism in Eukaryota, Fungi, Ascomycota, Eurotiomycetes, Onygenales, Onygenaceae. The transcript is spliced from 2 exons. Bases 150 to 1988 code for a protein of 612 amino acids. Gene Ontology annotation, biological process: riboflavin biosynthetic process. The record is from RefSeq and is a predicted model, not a curated record. Gene Ontology annotation, molecular function: 5-amino-6-(5-phosphoribosylamino)uracil reductase activity.
CACCAAAGCCUCAAAGGCCCAUGCAGUCUAACAUGCAAUAGUCUUCGAGAACAAAAUUUCUUUUCUCCGAUCUCUCCUGAUCUACAGCCGAAACUCAGGGUGUCGGAGUUGUGGCCCGCGUCAUCCCCAUCGUCACCUCCCGGUUCGACAUGGAAGCAGCUGCUAGCACAGAAAAGGAACCGGAAACCGGCCCACCGACGGCAGAUGGGGAUGUUGAGAUGGGAAAUGUCACCGCGGCUGCUGGAGACACUUCGGAAGACGAAGAUUCAAAAUUGCAGAGUGAUAUACAGGCGCAGCUCGCGGCGGAGACGCAAGAUAGCGCCGCUGCACAGCCGUCCAACUCAACAUCCGAAGAAACAUCUCAAACAGGCUUGGUAGUCAGUGAAGCGACGGACCACGAUAGCGCAAAAUCUUACGAAGUGCCUCCGAACAUUGCGCGUAUCAGACAGGAGAUGUUCGAACUGCGACAGCCGAUUGAGUUGAGUCUGGAGGAGUACAACCUCUACUGGCCAUUCAUUGAUAAUGUGUGGGUGAAGCAGCGAUCUAGCACGACGCGUGAUAAAACUGCAACGUCAGACUACUAUUGCUGUCGCCAGCGCAAACAGCCGGCCAGGCGCAAUGAAGAAAAGGCACAAGGCCAGCCAUAUCCUGAGGGGAGAAGGAGGCAGAGAGCAGUGCGAGAGGGGCCUGUCUGCGGUUUUCAGAUCAAAGUUGUCAAAACUGAGGGCACGUUUGCGUCCGUUACAAUUUCCCGGCAAACUAAUUGCAGUGCGAGUCAUUCGCAUGACUUGGACCACAUGGAUAAAGUCAAGCGCAAUUCUGGAUUAUUGUCGUUUAUAAAACAGGAGGCAGAGAAGGCAUAUAUCCCAGCCUCAAUCCUGGCGAAAUUUCGUGAGGAUCCAGAUGCGUUAGCGGCUAUCGGAGGCAGGUUCCUGACUGGGGUGGACGUGCGCAAUAUCUGCGCCAAAUGGCGCGCUGCAAACCCCAACGCAGAACUGAAGACACAUCAAGGCUACUUGUUUCAAAAUGGAAUCGGUGUCUACAAAGUUGGCUCUCGCCCAGCACGCCCGGGUGCCGCGCAAAUUACGCCGCAACCCAAAAUCACACUAACAUCCCACGCCCCUGAUGCACUCGCGUUCCCAUCAUUUUCAUUGGAGUUUCUGCAACCAUAUCUUCCCACUCGGGAGGAGAACCGCAAGUUCCCACACGUUACACUGACCUAUGCGCAGUCUAUGGAUGGGAAAAUUUCUUUAGCGCCUGGUGUUCAGACGGUACUAUCAGGGCCAGAAUCCAAGCUAAUGACGCAUUAUCUUCGUUCACGUCAUGAUGCGAUAUUGAUUGGAGUUGGGACCGCUCUUGCUGACAAUCCUGGACUGAACUGUCGCUUAGAAGGCGCCGGCGGUUAUGGGGGCCUGGGCAAGAUGUGGCAACCAAGGCCAGUGAUAGUAGAUCCCACUGGUCGGUGGCCGAUUAACCCGGAAUGUAGAAUCCUAAAAACCGCGUUGGCUGGUAAGGGAAAGGCCCCCUGGGUCGUGGUCUCGCCAUGCGCGAAUAUCUCGGCUGACCGAAUCUUGCUUCUAAAGAAACAUGGGGGUGAUUUUCUAAGGAUUUCGGAAUUCAAUCCAUCCUGGCGUUUGCAAUGGUCUACGAUAUUUGGGGCUUUAGCUGCUGAAGGCAUCAACAGCAUUAUGGUUGAAGGAGGUGGAGUGGUUCUUAGUGAAUUACUCAACCCAGAAUAUGAGGACUUCGUUGAUUCCGUCAUCGUUACUGUUGCCCCAACUUAUCUAGGCCGUGGCGGCGUGGGUGUGGCCCCGGAUUCUAAAAGAGAUGAAUACGGAAAGCCGAAAGUCUCGCUCAAACCAAAAGAACCGAAAUGGCACGCGCUGGGUCAAGAUGUGAUCAUGUGCAGCAAAGUACGGGUUCCUCCUCCUCCUCCACCAAUCCUUCCAGGAAUCGAAGAUGCAGCCCUCGGGCUUUCGGGCGAGUGAAGAACCAUGUCGCGUCGGUUCUCCUAAAAUAUCGCCAAGAUAUUGGGUGGACUGGUCCUUAUCAGUCAAAGCAAACUACGCUUGGAGAAUGUAUGAUUGUUGGGUUUACCUUGCCACGCCUCCAGGAACAUUGCAUACCUCGCUUGUCACGAAAAACGACCACCUCUUAUGCUUCUCACAUUCUUCUGCUAGCUUGUCGAGAUCAAACAGCUCACCAAUGGGACACCCCCACCCAGCAAGGAGGACUUCGUGCAAUUUCAAAUGUUCCGGGGGUGCUGGUAGAAGGAGAAAAUGAUCAGUAUUCACUCUUUGUCAAGUCGGCCUUUGAGUAUUUGGGAAUUCCUACGGUAGGCUUCGAAUGCGGGAUGGUCACCAGCGACUGCCGAAAAAUUCUCCCAGAUCCACUCUAGCAUGUCUUCUGUUUGCUCAACACCGAUAAGUGAAUGCAUCUUUUGCUUUGCAAGCUCACUGAGUUCUGCAGUCGACAGCUUGUUGAAUUCAAGCAUAUACCCUGUCUCAUUAUUAGCAAUUAUGGACUCCUGGUUUCAAGCGAACUGCUUGUCGAUGUAAAUGGGGUGAAGCUUGCCAACUCGGAUGAAAAGAAUGUCUCCGAAUUUGAUUUCUGUUCCCUGGGACUCCGCCACCGCCUUCAAAUGUUUCAAUGGUAUGGGGCUUGUUUUGAAGAUGUCAAUGUCAAUAUUGUUCGCCAGUCGCCACUUGUGGUAGUCUAAGAGGAUGCCACGGCCAACAAUUCCCUUUUCCGCCCAGGCUAAAUUGAUAUUGCAGUCAGCUAGGGAACUUUUCCAGGUUAUAUCAGCAGCCAAACGGACCUUGAACCCCAUUCGCAUUAUUCUUAUUGGGUCCGGCGAUAUCAUCCAUGGUGACGCCGUUAUAGAAUCUUUUCUCCUUUUGAUAUGCGACAUGUCGCAGCCCAUCCCCUUAAGGUGUCACUGAUCGUCAGAUUACCGGAGCGUCUUGGAAGAACUCCAUCCGGUACUUGUCACCGGCAACGGGGCACCAUAGGCUGGUGAACUUACAUUGGCUGCUGCUCUGGGUAUUAAAUGUCCAAACAUCAUCGUAGACUAUUCUCGGGGAUCUCUGGACGAUUUGCUUUUGAAAAACCUGUCGUCCAAACAAAGGAAUGUCACCCUGUGCAUCAAGAGGCCAAUUCAUGGAGACUCUGCCAUAGGUUAGCUCGGCUUAUAUCACAGCUGAGUUGCCAACGCAGCGAAAGUACAUAUUCAUGGAAGUGCAUGUGUUCUAAAAUUCACAAUGCACUAUAUGCCACAUAUCAUAUCAGAUAAUAU